This is a messenger RNA of Colletotrichum lupini, 645 nucleotides long. RefSeq lists its product as uncharacterized. The record is from RefSeq and is a predicted model, not a curated record. The transcript has 8 exons. The coding region runs from base 1 to 645 and encodes 214 amino acids. NCBI's taxonomy places the organism in Eukaryota, Fungi, Ascomycota, Sordariomycetes, Glomerellales, Glomerellaceae.
AUGGCAGGCAUGGUUGCAUAUCGCAAGUGUGGGGCUUCAAACGAGUCGCGCAUCAGGACAGGGCAUCGAUACCAGCAAAGACACACGGCAGAGACCGCAACAAGCAAGUCUGAUGGGCAGCCUUCUAGGCCCGUCGGCUUGUACGCAAAGAAGAAGCACAUACCACAUGCAAAAAUGACGCAAGUGAAGCCUCCCCUCCUCCCUCUGAACUCUAUUCCAUUCUAUCUUUCCCGAUAUGAUCGGCCGUCAUCUGAGAGGGCCAACUGCCAUCUGAUGAACUCCAUGUCUCCAAGCCAGCAUGAUCGUCCUUUUUCGGUUGCCGUCCCUGGUGUUUCGGGUGUGCUUUGUGGUGGUGUUGCGGUGGUGUUGCAUCCCAGCUUUUUGCCCCAGUUCCAAUACCUACCUUCCCCCUCCCGUGCCGUGCAUGUGUCGCAGCGCAGCCGCGGGCGCCUGUUAAUCGGAAAAAAUGUUACGAUUUUCUACGUUCGAGCGCUGCGCGUCGCCAAUCCACACUACAACUCCUACUGCGCUUCGACGGGGCUAGGAGACUUUAUCUACGACACGAGAGGGAGAGAUAUCAACUGGGUUACGAUUGCAAUUACAGAGCAACGAUACUCGACGAAAGCAACCAACGCGAUCAAUUAA